GAAUACAUAUAAAAAUUCCGUGGUCGGCAAGCAUAGGGUUUCCUUGUCGUGAGAGCCGACGUCCCAAGAGCCGUCACCGUGUACCUUGAUAGGGUUUGGGACCCCAGCAAAUGGGCGUGGAGAAGCAGCUCCUCAAGGCCGGCCAUGGCCCCAAGCCCGUCAGGGGCCAAUCCGUCACCGUACACUGCACAGGCUUCGGUAAGGAUGGUGACCUCUCAAAAAAAUUCUGGAGCACCAAAGAUCCUGGACAGCAGCCAUUCACAUUUAAAGUUGGUUUGGGCUCGGUUAUUAAAGGGUGGGAUGAGGGAGUGAUGGAUAUGCAAGUGGGAGAAGUUGCUCGACUUCAGUGUACCCCAGAUUAUGCUUAUGGAGCUGGUGGCUUUCCAGAUUGGGGUAUCCGUCCAAACUCGGUCUUGAUCUUUGAAAUCGAAGUCCUCAGCGCGCAGUAAUAACUACUUUAAGCCACAAGGGGGAUUGUAGAACCAUGAAAUAACUGCUACUCCUGAAACUAUUUGUCCUGUGAGGAGUAAGCCAAUGACAUGAUGACUUUGUAUUUUCCUUGCUGUUGAUUACUACUUAGUUGGCUUUCGAUCA
Molecule: messenger RNA, 594 nt
Organism: Musa acuminata AAA Group (dessert banana)
Lineage: Eukaryota; Viridiplantae; Streptophyta; Magnoliopsida; Zingiberales; Musaceae
Product: peptidyl-prolyl cis-trans isomerase FKBP12-like
Exons: 5
Coding region: 111-449 (112 amino acids)
Cellular component (GO): cytoplasm
Molecular function (GO): peptidyl-prolyl cis-trans isomerase activity
Source: RefSeq, a predicted model, not a curated record